ACUCUUAAAAAAAUAUUGUCAAAAAGUUUUAAAAAGCAAAAGACAAAAGGAACAAAAAACAGGCCUUGUGCAUCAGCGUUUCUGCAAGCAGUGGCAUGUCACCAUUGAUCAACAAAAACAUAGUAACCAAAAUAACUAAUCUUCAUCAUCUUCAACAACUCCAUGCACAACUCAUCCACCACUCUCUCCACUACCAAAACCAAUGGGUAACACUUCUCCUCACCCAAUGCACGCGCCUCCAUGCACCUUCAACCUACACCUCCCACAUUUUCCAUCUCACAACACACCCUGAUAUAAAUGUCUUCACCUGCAUGCUCAAAUACUAUUCCCAAAUUGGUAUUCAAAAUCAAACACAAUUACAAGUUUCUCUUUUUAAGCAUAUGCUACAAUACAAUGAUAUUAAGCCUGAUGCAUCAUUUUAUUCAUUUUUUAUUAAAUCUGUUGGAAAAGAAAGCAUUUUGUUUCUUGCCCAUGUGUUGAAAUCCGGAUAUGAUUGUGAUUAUUAUGUUAGGAAUGGGAUUUUGGGUGUUUGUGUUAAAUGUGGAUUUAUUGAGUUUGCGAGGAAACUGUUUGAUGAAAUGUCUGAUAGAACUGUUGCGGAUUGGAAUGUGAUGAUUUCUGGAUAUUGGAAGUGUGGGAAUGAAGUGGAAGCGAGUAAUGUUUUUCGUAUGAUGGGUGAGCGGGGAAUAAGUAGGAAUGUUAUUACUUGGACUGCGAUGAUUACUGGGUAUGCAAAGAAGGGGGAUUUGAAGAUUGCAAGGAAGUAUUUUGAUAAAAUGCCGGAAAGAAGUGUGGUAUCUUGGAAUGCAAUGUUAUCUGGGUAUGCUCAAGGGGGAGAACCACAUGAGGGUCUGAGAUUGUUUCAUGACAUGCUUAGCUUUGGAAAUGUCGAACCGGACCAAACAACGUGGGUAACUGUCUUAUCGUCUUGUUCAUCUAUUGGUGACCCUUGUCUUGCAGAGUUGAUUUUUGAAAAGCUAGAUGAAAGAGUGGGUUUCCGCUCGAAUUAUUUUGUCAAGACAGCUCUGCUUGAUAUGCAUGCGAAAUGUGGGAACCUUGAGGCAGCACACAAGAUUUUCGAGCAAUUGGGUGUGUAUAAGUAUAGGAGUUCUGUUCCGUGGAAUGCCAUGAUUAGUGCCUAUGCAAGAGUAGGGGAUUUAUCUUAUGCAAGACAACUCUUUGAUAAGAUGCCACAGCGAGAUACCGUCACAUGGAAUUCGAUGAUUGCUGGUUAUACUCAAAAUGGUGAGUCAUUCAUGGCGAUCAAGCUGUUCCAAGAAAUGAUCUCUAGUGAAGAUUCAAAGCCAGAUGAGGUGACUAUGGUGAGUGUUUUUUCUGCUUGUGGACACCUUGGAGAACUAGGUUUUGGUAAUUGGGCUCUGAGCAUCCUCAAAGAAAAUAACAUCCGCAUUAGCAUUUCAGGAUACAACGCUUUGAUUUACAUGUACUCAAGAUGUGGGAGCAUGCAAGAUGCUGCAUUAAUAUUUCAAGAAAUGGAAACAAGAGAUUUAGUUUCCUAUAACACACUGAUUUCCGGGUUUGCAGAGCAUGGGCAUGGAAUGGAAAGCAUCAAGCUACUCGAAAAUAUGAAAAAAGACGGUAUUGAACCGGACCGCAUAACAUAUAUUUCCGUACUAACUGCAUGCAGUCAUGCCGGAUUAUUGGAUGAAGGUCAAAAAGUUUUUGAAUCAAUCAAAUUUCCUGAUGUGGACCACUAUGCUUGUAUGAUUGAUAUGCUUGGUCGAGUUGGUAGAUUAGAAGAAGCUAUGAAAUUGAUUCAAAGCAUGCCAAUGGAACCACAUGCAGGAAUCUAUGGAUCUCUUUUAAAUGCUACUAGCAUUCAUAAACGAGUGGAACUCGGGGAGCUUGUUGCAGCUAAACUGUUCAAGGUUGAGCCACGUAAUUCUGGAAAUUACAUGUUGCUCGCUAACAUGUAUGCUUUGGCUGGUAGAUGGAAGGAUGUUGACAAAGUUAGGGAUACAAUGACAAAACAUGGAGUGAAGAAGACAACCGGCUGGAGCUGGUUGGAGCAUAACUCAUAAGUUUGUUGGUUGCCGGGAUGUGAGUGUGUGUUUGUAGAGACAGGUCAUAGCUCCAACAAAAUUACAGUUCACCGGUUCUCAUCUAUGCCGCUUAUAGUGUUAACCUUUAAGCCACGGAAUACACUUUGAAUAAACCCAAUUGAAAUAUUUAACGGAAGUUUUUGGAGGUGAGCCAACCAAAACAGUAUACUUUGUACUUUUUCUGUUAAAUGCAUGUUACUAUGCGUUGACACACAGAGAAGAACACAGGACAAAACAAUGAUUCCAAUUGUGAUGGAGAAGCAGGAAUAUGUUGGUUUAUAUUCAAUAAUCAAUAUCAUACUAUUACUCUGUCAACUUUCAAGUCAAUGGUUGAAUAAAUGAUUAUUCGAAUGUGAGUAGUGACUAGUGAGAGUAUGGAAAAAAGAAUGUCCCUGGAUCCUGAAGAAGAACUAGUUGCUAUUGGGCCUUCAACUCAAGAGACCCAGAAUAUUAAUAGCGACAAGUGAAUAUUGGAAAAUAUGUUUCCAAUCUUUCUAAGUCUCCUUCAUACUGUGACAAUAAGAGUGAUUAUUCGUCUAUGGUCGGUUGCCCUGCUUGUUUAAUGCCAUUGCUUUCACAUGCUUAUUUUUUAUGCGAGAAAUUGUGGUUGGUGUUUGCUGAUUGAAAGUUUGCUUGUAGUGGCAAACAUGUCGGAUUUCUUUUAUGCUUUACGACUGGAAUCCUGCAGAAUUUCCUAGAAGGCUGCGACUCCAAGUAUUUUAAAGCAUUUUUCUUCCAGUUUAGUAUUUUGACUGUGGCAAGAUUUUCAGCCAUCUACAGGUUAGUGACUGAUUAACAAGGAGUCAUAUGUUUUUGCAGAUAUUCCAAUGGUUGGCAAAUAUGCCUGUGGAACUGGAGUGAUGUAUCCGCCCUGUGUGUGCAGUCUUGACAAUUUUUAUUGCAGUGCCAAAUAUUAUGUGGAUAAAUGUAAGGGUUCGACUUGAUGUUCUUUAAAUUAUAGUUCUAGUACCGUAUCUUUAGUGGUCGUUAAGUAAAAUGAAUGCUUUCUUGUUACCGGUUAAUGCCCCGUAUUAGACUUGUUAUGCUCGUUCCCGUGGUUGCUAGUUUUGCAAUAUUGAGAUGUUUGAUUGUGCUCUAAUUAAUUGUGUGCUAGCAGUGGCACCACUCUAAUUCAUCUGAAUGGCAUGAUCUUCCAUGUCAUGAAAAUUUUGUUUCUGUUUCAUUUGUUACUUUUGGUUCACUCUUCCCCUAAACUAUUUGAGUUGUUUUUCUUGAAGGGUGGUAGAACCUGGUCCUUUAGUUAUGAUAACCUUUUUAGUGUGUUGAUCCUCCAUCUCAGAUAUAUGCAUUGUGUUACUGAUUCUUAUGAAACAAAUUGAACAAUUGAUUCUUUAAUUGUACAUGUUUAAUUAAUACAGGUCUUUGUUAUUUUGA
Messenger RNA from Trifolium pratense (red clover), 3458 nucleotides. Its product is annotated as pentatricopeptide repeat-containing protein At1g14470. The transcript has 2 exons. Gene Ontology annotation, biological process: RNA modification. NCBI's taxonomy places the organism in Eukaryota, Viridiplantae, Streptophyta, Magnoliopsida, Fabales, Fabaceae. The coding region runs from base 96 to 2042 and encodes 648 amino acids. Gene Ontology annotation, molecular function: RNA binding; protein binding. The record is from RefSeq and is a predicted model, not a curated record.